Molecule: messenger RNA, 1665 nt
Organism: Talaromyces rugulosus
Lineage: Eukaryota; Fungi; Ascomycota; Eurotiomycetes; Eurotiales; Trichocomaceae
Exons: 1
Coding region: 1-1665 (554 amino acids)
Biological process (GO): transmembrane transport
Molecular function (GO): transmembrane transporter activity
Source: RefSeq, a predicted model, not a curated record
AUGGAGCUUAGCGAGGAGAUAACCAGUCCCUUGUCUAAUGUCCAGAGUCCCAAGAAUGUGAGCACUCGCAACAGUGAAAAUGGGCUCGCUCCUCAAAAUCUCAGCGCGACCAGAGAAGUCGACGAAGGCGAAGUUCCAAACUCAAACCCGGUCUCUGGAACCAGGCUACGGCUCACUCUGUUAGCUCUGAGCUUUGUCGUGAUCUUAGGAGGAAUGGACUUCUCCAUAAUCGGGGUUGCAGUACCGGCAAUCACCCAGCAAUUUCACACCAUAUCGGACGUAGGUUGGUACAAUGUUGCUUACCGACUCACUGCCUGCUCUUUUCAAUUUACGUGGGGACAACUAUACAGUCACUUCUCCGUUCGAAUAACCUUUCUGGGCGCAAUCGUCAUAUUCUUGUUGGGUUCCAUUUUGUCGGCAGCAGCAACGUCGUCAGCAAUGUUUGUAGCAGGACGUGCAAUCACUGGCAUAGGCUCCGGGGGGAUACUAGGCGGUACUUUCACUGCCCUAAUGGUAGUUGCGCCUCUACGUCUCCGCCCAGUGCUGAUCAGCUUUCUCACUGGUCUAGAAGCCGUUGCAAUUAUUGCGGCUCCGAUAUUGGGUGGUGCUCUCACGGAAGUUUCCUGGCGCUGGUGCUUCUACAUCAAUCUCCCUAUAGGUGGAUUAGUUCUGGCCUCUCUCGCCAUAUUUCUUCCAGAUUCUCGAUCUAAUUCAACAAAUGAGACCCUCUCUUGGAAGAAGCUUUUCCAUAAGGUCGACGCUACUGGCAACUUUUUCUUUAUAAUUUCCGUCACCUGCUUAUUCCUGGCACUGACGUGGGCUAACACGAAGUAUACGUGGUCUAGUGCUGCGAUUAUUAUCUUACUAGUUGUGUGCGCAGGUUGCCUAGCUAUCUUCAUUUACGAUCAAUACAAGCAGGGCAGCUCCGCAUCAAUCCCACCUCGCAUCCUGAUGCAGAGAAGUGUCAUGGCUGGCGCGCUAUUCAGCUUCUGUCUCAAUGGUGCUUUGGGAGUGUUACAAUAUUACAUUCCUAUCUACUACCAGAGUGUCUUAGGGUACAGCGCAUUGAAGUCCGGGUAUAUGAUGCUUCCUGUCACUAUUGGCUUCAAUAUUGCUCUUAUUAUUCAGGGAAUAUUUACGGUUAUCCUAGGAUACUAUACGCCGUUUAUGCUCAUGUCUUCCAUUUUGAUGCCUGUUGGGGCCGGUCUACUCACUACCUGGACAAUCACAACGGACUUGUCACGGCAUAUUAUUUACUCCGGUAUAUUCGGCUUCGCAUGUGGUUUGGCAUUCGAGAUACCGCAAAUUGCAGUACAGACAGUGCUUGAGGAAGAUGAUGGUCCCCUGGGUUUAUCUAUUACACUGUUUGCGCAGAAUUUCGGAGGAGCUUUGUUUAUCUCAGUUGCUCAGCAAGUCUUUACCAGCGAAUUAUUAUCAAACUUACAGGGAUCGAUACCUGGUGUGAACGCAACCACUAUCGAGGCCCUGGGGUUUACUGAUUUGCACUCUGAUCCAUUAGGAGAUAAUUCUCCAGAGAUAAUUGCUGGCUUGGAAAAUGCGUUCAUACGGAUCUGGGAUAUUGGCUUGGUGCUCUCGUGCAUUACAAUCCUUGGGAGUUUGGCAAUGGAAUGGCGCUCUGUUAAAAAGGAAUCGAAAGUCAAUUAG